GCAUCACCUCCAGCUCUCCAUUCGUGCCCCGCAGAAGUCGACGAUAGUAGCAUCCCUCUCGAAGCCAAGGUGCUCCGAGAAAGACGGGGCGGGGGAAGAGAGAAAAGCAGCCGCCAACCAAAGAGCAGCUUCUCCGGCCGGGCUAAUGAGAGGAGCACCAAGCAGAAGAUGCCUGAGAUCCCGGGGCAGCCGGCGGUCGUCCUCACCUCAGCAGCGAUGCCGAGGAGCCCGGGUCCAGCUGCUGCGCCGACUCUGAAGGGGAGCGCUGCAAACGUGCAGGGCACGUGUAAGACAAAGAGGCGUUUCUCGUUGUGGGAAGGCACUUGUGCGGCUCGCGAGAGCUCGCUCGCAGCCGCCCUUCUGCACAGCCGGCGCGGGCCCGGGCUGCCUGCGCUCCUUCUCUUUCUGGGGUUUCCAGUUGACAUGGAGAGACAUGCAUUUGACUUAACAGCCGGAAUCAAUGAAUUGUAGUGCCAUCUGCAGGGAGAAAGGGUCAUAUCUGAUAUGGCAUUUUUGCGCUUCAGUAUUUUGAGGAAAAGAGGCUCACUUGCUCUGAAACUAUUAUGUCUUACUCUUCCUGUGAUUGUUUUCUGUGAAUUUUUAAUUUAUUAUGUAGUUAUAAUUCAGUGUCACUGGCCUCAAGUGAAAAAGACUCCAGAGGGCAGAGAACAGACCUCAGAGUCUGUCUUGAAAGCUGUGUUUUUAGCAGAUACCCAUUUGCUUGGUGCAAUCCAAGGACAUUGGUUGGAUAAGCUAAGGAGAGAAUGGCAAAUGGAAAGAGCCUUCCAAACUGCUCUAUGGCUGCUGCAGCCAGAAGUUGUUUUUAUUUUAGGUGAUAUCUUUGAUGAAGGGAAAUGGAGCUCUUCUCAGGCUUGGUCAGACGAUGUACGACGCUUUCAAAGGAUGUUUAGGCAUCCAGCCCACACUGAGCUAAUUGUAAUCGUUGGCAACCAUGACAUUGGCUUUCACUAUGAAAUGACUGAAUUCAAGUUAAAACGCUUUUCACAAGUUUUCAAUUUCACUUCAGAAAAGUUGGUAACUCGGAAAGGGAUAAACUUUGUCCUGGUGAACAGUGUUGCAAUGGAAGGAGAUGGCUGCAAAAUCUGCAGGACGGCAGAGGCAAAGCUUGCAGAGCUCUCUCACAGACUGAACUGCUCGUUGCAGGAACAAAGUCAGUACCAAAAGAAGUGCAGCAAUGUGGACAAACUUCCAUCUUCAUCCCCAAUACUAUUACAGCAUUAUCCUCUUUAUAGAAUAAGUGACUCUCAAUGUACAGGCGAUGAUGCUGCUCCUCUGGAUAAAAGGAAUGACCCUUUUACAGAGAAGUAUGAUGUGCUUUCUAUGGAAGCUGCUCAAAAGUUAUUAUGGUGGUUUCAGCCCCGGCUGAUUCUGAGUGGACACACCCACAGUGCCUGUGAAGUGUUGCAUAAUGGAAAAAUUCCAGAAAUCAGUGUUCCGUCAUUCAGCUGGAGGAACAGAAACAAUCCUAGUUUCAUAAUGGGCAGCAUGACAUCAACAGACUUCUCCCUCUCCAAGUGCUUCCUUCCAUUUGAGAACACAGUUGUUGCUAUCUACUGUGCAGCAGGAGCUGUGCUUGUGCUCCUCAUACUAGCUCACUUUCAGACUCUCUACGUCUUUCCUUUCCCAUUUAUUCAGCGUUUAAUCACUAAGCAUAAAGCAGUAUGAAGAGCUGGACAUUUGUAAUCGGUCACUGGCACACCAAAGCUAAAGAACAGUCCAUCAGACUACAUUCAUGCCAGCAAAUGCGUACUUGAAUUGCUAGCCCAGAGGCAGGGUUGCCUUUACACACAGGAAGUCCUAUACAGUUGAUAUGACUUUUUUUUCUACAGGAUUAAAUUAACUGAAUGCUUCAUGCUGUACAAAAAUAUUGUAUUCUACAAUCAAAUGAGUCGUUUUUCCUUGCUAAAGUUUUUUUUUGUAUCAAACAUGUAUAUUAAAAGUUUGUAACUGUA
Messenger RNA from Heteronotia binoei (common prickly gecko), 1973 nucleotides. RefSeq names its product metallophosphoesterase 1 (gene MPPE1). The transcript has 10 exons. Lineage: Eukaryota; Metazoa; Chordata; Lepidosauria; Squamata; Gekkonidae. The record is from RefSeq and is a predicted model, not a curated record. Gene Ontology annotation, biological process: GPI anchor biosynthetic process; endoplasmic reticulum to Golgi vesicle-mediated transport. Gene Ontology annotation, molecular function: phosphoric diester hydrolase activity. Gene Ontology annotation, cellular component: endoplasmic reticulum-Golgi intermediate compartment. The coding region runs from base 505 to 1686 and encodes 393 amino acids.